GGUAUUUAAGAAGCAGCACCUACACUAACUGGAAACAACUACCUCCAAACAACGGCACGUGUAAAGUUCUUGAACUGUUUCCCAACAUUAAUUUAAUAAAAAGUAAGAGUUUGCUGAAGAAAUCUUUAAAAUUACAGUUGGCAAUGGAUGAAUUUGAAUCGCAUCAGUUCAGUGAUGCUGAUGAGGAUGAGGAAAUACCAUACAAGAAUAACUUAGUAAAUACCUUCAAAAAUUUAACAGUGAAGCAUGACAUGUUUAAGGAUAUUAAAAGAGAUAGCGUGCAAAACGACAAUUUGGAGAAAAUUAUAGACGAUCCAAGCCCAGAUGAGACAAUAGAUGAUGAAGACGACUACGAAGAAGCGAGUGGCGAUUCAUAUGACUACGAAGAGUCUUAUACAGGCUAUCAAAAGCAUAAUGCGCAAACCACACAAAUAUCACUCAACCAGUCCGCUUGUAAAGGUGGCACUACGCAAGCUAAACGUGUAAGCAGCUAUCAGCCAAAAGAAAAUUUAUUCCGCCGCUAUUCAGCACGCAUAAAUGUAGAAAAAUACGAUCCUACCGUUAAUAUGAGCUCACAGGCCGCCAAUCGACUAGUGACAUUCGAUAGACGCCAAGAUGACCGUGUUCGUAUACGUGAUAAACAGGAUCGUGCUACUGCCGAGCAAGUAAUGGAUCCACGUACGCGCAUGAUACUUUUCAAAAUGUUAAAUAGUGGCUUUAUACAAGAAAUCAAUGGUUGCAUAUCCACCGGCAAAGAAGCUAAUGUAUAUCAUGCUGUCUCAGAGCGCGAUGAAGAGUUUGCUAUUAAAAUCUAUAAAACGUCCAUAUUGACAUUUAAAGAUCGUGAUAAGUAUGUAUCGGGUGAAUUUCGCUUCCGACACGGCUACUGCCGUCAUAAUCCACGCAAAAUGGUGCGUACGUGGGCAGAGAAAGAGAUGCGCAACUAUCUGCGCAUGCAUAACGCAGGUGUGCCUGUGCCCGAACCUUUACUGCUACGCUCACAUGUGCUUGUGAUGCGUUUCUGUGGCAAAAAAGGGUGGCCUUCGCCAAAGUUGAAAGAAGUAGAAUUGACCACAUCUAAAGCUUGCCAACUGUAUCGCGAAUGUGUUGUGAUUAUGUGGCGAAUUUAUAAUAAAUGCAAAUUGGUGCACGCAGAUUUAUCAGAAUUCAAUAUUUUAUUGCAUGAUGGGCAGCUUAUAAUUAUUGACGUUAGUCAAUCGGUCGAACACGAUCAUCCGCAUGCAUUCGAUUUCUUGCGUAAAGAUUGCGUUAACAUAUCAGAUUUCUUCCGCAAGCGUGCAGUUGCCACAAUGACCGUGAAAGAGCUAUUCGACUUUAUUACAGAUCAGUCAAUUACUGAUGAAAAUAUGGAUGAAUGUCUAGAACGCAUAUCAGAGCGGAUCAAAGAUCGUGACUUUGAUGCGAUCACGGCUCAGGAAAAAAUCGAUGAAGCAGUAUGGCAGAACACUUUCAUACCGAAACGAUUAGAUGAGGUCCGACAUUUUGAGAAAGAUGUAGAUAAGGCGAAAAAAGGACUAAAUAAGGAUCUCAUAUAUGGCAAAAUAACAGGUCUAAAAUCCGAUUUAAAUGUGCAAGAACAACCGGAUGUACUUAUUGAGUCUGAAGCAGUUGAAAGCAAAAAUGUGAAAAAUGCUCAAAACAAAGAAAUCGCCGAAGACUGUACUGAUUCAAGUGAUUGCGAGGACGAAGCUUCCGAAGAUGACGGCAGCACAGGCUUCGUCAAUUCAGCGCGUCCGCGAGAUGAAUCUCCUAAUAGUAAAAAGUCCCGUAAGAAGGCUGUUAAAGAGGCAAAGGCAGAAAAGCGUAAAGUGAAGGUUAAAAAGCAUGUCAAGAAACGUAAAGAAAAGAUGGCAACCACACGCAAAUGAAAACUAAAUUGUAAUUGUAAAUAGACUUUAUUCUUGAUUAAGUUUCGUUUUAAUAUUAUACUUAAAACAAA
Anastrepha ludens (Mexican fruit fly) is the source of this 1960-nucleotide messenger RNA. RefSeq names its product serine/threonine-protein kinase RIO1 (gene RIOK1). NCBI's taxonomy places the organism in Eukaryota, Metazoa, Arthropoda, Insecta, Diptera, Tephritidae. Gene Ontology annotation, biological process: maturation of SSU-rRNA. The record is from RefSeq and is a predicted model, not a curated record. Bases 144 to 1889 code for a protein of 581 amino acids. Gene Ontology annotation, cellular component: cytosol; preribosome, small subunit precursor. Gene Ontology annotation, molecular function: protein serine/threonine kinase activity; ATP binding. The transcript is spliced from 3 exons.